GAAUAAAACUGGCAACGCUGUUGAUCAGCUGGUCUCGGUGGUUAAUCAAAACAAAUUUCACAUAAAUUUACCAUAUUUAUAACAAUAAAACAAUAAAUAAUUGAAAGAACAUGUCUGAGGAAAUUGUUUUCGAUUGUCUACACGCUGAGAUAGUCAACUACUGUCUGGACAAUAAUAAGAAGCACGAUCUGGGUAUCUUGGAGUACAUCGGUUUCACAACCGGUUAUCGUCUAAUUGAGCGCCUCACGCGCGAAGUGCCAAGGUUCAAGGAUGAACUGGAAACUAUGAAAUUUAUCUGCACAGAUUUCUGGACUCUAAUCUACAAAAAGCAAGUGGACAACCUGAGAACAAACAACAAUGGAAUGUAUGUUGUCCAGGACAAGGCAUUCCGUUUCCUAACACGCAUCUCACCGGGCACUCAACAACUGGAGCACGCCCCCAAAUUCGUGGCAUUCACCUGUGGCCUGGUGCGUGGAGCUUUAAGUAAUCUGGGCAUUAAUAGUACCGUCACAGCGGAGGUUCAAAGCAUUCCAGCCUGCAAAUUUCAUAUAGAAGUCAAUAGAAACUAAUUUUAUUACAAA
Molecule: messenger RNA, 581 nt
Organism: Drosophila willistoni
Lineage: Eukaryota; Metazoa; Arthropoda; Insecta; Diptera; Drosophilidae
Gene: Trs33
Product: trafficking protein particle complex subunit 6b
Exons: 2
Coding region: 111-569 (152 amino acids)
Biological process (GO): endoplasmic reticulum to Golgi vesicle-mediated transport; regulation of GTPase activity
Cellular component (GO): cis-Golgi network; TRAPP complex; trans-Golgi network
Source: RefSeq, a predicted model, not a curated record